Molecule: messenger RNA, 1635 nt
Organism: Haplochromis burtoni (Burton's mouthbrooder)
Lineage: Eukaryota; Metazoa; Chordata; Actinopteri; Cichliformes; Cichlidae
Product: polymeric immunoglobulin receptor
Exons: 5
Coding region: 92-1135 (347 amino acids)
Cellular component (GO): plasma membrane
Molecular function (GO): transmembrane signaling receptor activity
Source: RefSeq, a predicted model, not a curated record
UCUUAUAAUCUGACAGACACAGAAGGAGUGAAGUGUCAGAAGCUGUUCUUCUGAAGUUUAACAACUUUUCUGCAUCAGGAUCAAAACCAAAAUGAAAAUCCUCCAUGUUCUCUUCUUUGUUUUCUUGUCAGAUCCAGCUGUGCUCGUCAAGGCAAGGCUCAAUAUCUGGUCUGCAGCUGAAGGAGGAAAUGCUACACUUAACUGCCACUUACCUUUACCUGGAAGCACAAAGUUCUUCUGUAAGGGAAAAUGUGAGCGAGCAGAAGAUAUCCUCAUUAAAACAGAUGGAAGCACAGCUCAGAGUGGGAGAUACAGCAUGAAGUAUAAAGAUGGAUCUUCAGGAAAAGGAAUUGUGUCUGUGACCUUCACACACAUGAUCAAGUCUGACUCAGGAAUGUACAGGUGUGGUUUGGGAAAAUCUUCUGCUCCGGAUUCAUACUUUGACUUUGAGGUCAGAGUUUCAAAUGAUCUGGAUAAAAACUCUGGUUUUACUCGCACAGAAACUGAGGGAGAAGCAGUCACAUUGGGAUGUGCCUAUACUGUGUAUGGGCAGAGAAAGUUCUUUUGUAAGAAUGAGUGUAAGAAUGAAGGGGAGAUCCUCAUUGACACAAGCAAUGAUAAAUCUGUGAGUGGCAGAUACAGCAUUGAAUACACAGCAGGAUCUGCGUUUGGACUGUAUGUGACCAUCACACAGCUGACCAAGUCAGAUACAGGAGGGUACAGGUGUGGUUAUGGAAACCCUCUGUCUCCAGAUUCAUACUACAGUACCAGUCUUGUUGUCAUUGGUUCAAAUCCACAUACUUCGACACCACAAGCAACAACUAAAACAACACAAACACCAACAACAACAACAGCGCAGAGUCAGAGUUUCACUCCAAAGAUUUCUACGUCUUCAUCAGAUUGUCCUCACUCCUCCUUGGGUCUGGUUGUGUGUGUCUCUCUGAUUGGUGUUUUACUGAUGGCUGUUUUCAUCCUGCUCCUCUACAUUUAUAAGACAAGGAGGAACACUGCACUGAACAUCAGAGAAAAUGCAGGCAACAAAAACAUGGAGUUUUCUGGCACAUAUGAGAACUGGGGUCCACCCUCCCAACAUAAAGGCAGUAAGGACCAGGAUCACGUCUACUCUGCUUUGUAAAAAGCACAAGUCUGAAAAUGCUAAUGUUCUGAUGCUUUUUUUUCUCUUUGGGCAAGUUUAAGAUCUUAUAUAAUUUGUUUCACACACAUAUAAAUAUAUAUGAACUGAGCUUAUUUUUUCCAGUUACUUUCUUUCUAUGUAUUCUUGACUUCUUUCUUUAUCCAUAAAUCUGACUGAAUGAAACAUUCAUGUACCACAGUUAAAAAUAACGCAAAGUCUGUAAGUGUACUAAGAUUUUUAAUUACUGGAGAUCAGGAAAAGUCCAUUAUGUUUUCCAUUUUUAUUGACCUAUUUAGCAUUUCACAUAUAUUUAGCAUGGUAGCAAAAAAGCUUCAAUAUGCAAUCUUAGCUUUGUAACACUGAGAACAUGCUUAUUACGCUGCAUUAUAAACAUUUGAAGAAGAGAUCAGUAGAAAUGUGUUUUAUUGACAGAAACAGAAAACCAAAAGCUUUUUUCUAACAUGCAAUAAAAUGGUUCACAAGCUGGCCAAAAAAAGGAA